Molecule: messenger RNA, 6335 nt
Organism: Tribolium madens (black flour beetle)
Lineage: Eukaryota; Metazoa; Arthropoda; Insecta; Coleoptera; Tenebrionidae
Gene: spg
Product: dedicator of cytokinesis protein 3
Exons: 19
Coding region: 92-5881 (1929 amino acids)
Biological process (GO): small GTPase-mediated signal transduction
Cellular component (GO): plasma membrane; cytoplasm
Molecular function (GO): small GTPase binding; guanyl-nucleotide exchange factor activity
Source: RefSeq, a predicted model, not a curated record
CCCAAACAAUGGCCGUAGUACAGUGGAGUAGUGCUAUUGAUUAAAAUGUGUGCGUGUUGUUAAAAUGUGAUUGUGAUAAAAAUCGUGCAAAAUGUGGAUUCCAACAAAAACGAAAAAAUACGGCGUCGCUAUUUACAACUGGAAGGGGGAUACCCGUUUCGGGCUCCCUCUGGAAAUCGGCGAAACCGUUCAAAUCCUCGAGGAAUCCCAAGGCUGGUAUCGUGGUUUUUCCACGAAAAAUCGCUCAAUUAAGGGCAUUUUCCCGCAAAGUUACAUCCACUUGAAGCCGUGCAAAGUCGACAAUGAGGGCUUGUUUGAGAGCGUCGUCCCGCUCGAGGAUCCCGUCGUUAGGGAAGUCACCCUCGUGCUGCGGGAGUGGGGCGAUAUUUGGAAGAAGCUAUACGUGCAACGUGAGCAUUACAAGUUCGAAACAGUGGGAAAAGUUAUGCGCGACCUCCUCGAAUGGCGUCGCCAAUUAGUUUCCGGCACUUUAACCCAAGACCAAACUCGGGAAUUGAAAAUGAAAAUCAUCGCCAAAAUCGAUUGGGGUAACAAGAAACUGGGACUGGAUUUGGUGCCCAGACAAGGGGCGCAAAUGAUCGAUCCGGAUUCGAUGUCGGUGGUAGAAUUGUACCAUUUUCAUGUCUCGAGUGCGGAGAAUUCGCAGGGACUUUCGGCGCGCGGCACCAUCAAGAAAAAGGAGCCGAAGAAGACCCUCACCCACCACUUGUACUUCUGCAUGCGCGACUUCGGCCACCACAUCGGCGAAGACACCGAAAUCUACUUCUCCCUCUACGACGCCUCCAAACAGCGCUACAUCAGCGAACGUUUCCUAGUCAAAAUCUCCAAAGAGGGUUUCUCGAAUUACGUGGAAAAACUCCACUCAAAUUGUACGGUUUUCACCGACUUGGGAAACUCCGACUUGAGUCGCGACAUCUACCUCGUGGCUCACGUGAUGCGAAUCGGGAAAAUGAUCUAUUCGGACAACAAAAAGACCGAGAAAAACGCCAUUUUGCAACAACAGGUGUUCAAAAGACCCCAUGGGGUCGCCGUGCACAACCUGGGGGAGUACCUCAUGCCCAAAGAGGGCGACUCCGAGGAGAAGGAGCUCAACAUGAAGGUGUACCAAGGCGAGGAGAAGGAUUUCCACCAAUUGCACGAGUUUAUUAUAAGACAGUCGGGGAAGUACAACUCGCUUGCGUGUGCCCCCAAUUAUGGGAUUCUCACCUCGGUGAAGAUGCUCCACGGGGGGCUCAAUCAUAUCAAGGAGGAGAACGCAAUGUUGUUUAAGAAUGUUAGUUUGACGAGCAAAUUGGGGUUCCCCGAUGUGAUUAUGCCGGGGGAUGUCAGGAAUGAUUUGUAUUUGAUUCUGGAGAAGGGGGAGUUUGAAAGGGGGGGUAAAUCGACGGGGAAAAAUAUCGAAGUGACGAUUGUGGUUCUUGAUAGUGAGAAAAAUGUUAUCAAGAAUUGUCUUUGGGGGGCCUCGGGGCAAGAUGGGGCUUCGGAGUAUAAUUCUAUGAUUAUUUAUCAUCAUAAUUCGCCAGCUUGGGCCGAAAAUGUGAGGUUGACGCUACCGAUUGAUAAGUUUGCGGGGGCGCAUGUGAGGCUGGAGUACAGGCAUUGCUCAACCCGCGAAAAAAACGACAAAAAACUCUUCGGCUUCUCCUUCAUCCGUCUCAUGGACAAAGACGGUGCCGCCGUCCAAGACGGCCAACAUGAACUCUACAUUUACAAAUGCGAAGAUCCUCAAAAACUCGAAAAUUGCGGCUAUUUAUCCCUCCCCGCCUUCAGCAAAGACCUCGAAGGCAACCACGACAGUGUUGGUCAAUUCUCCCGCAGCCACAAAGAAGUAGUCUUCGUUCGCACCCUUCUGUGCUCCACCAAACUCACCCAAAACGUGGACCUUUUAGCACUGUUAAGGUGGAAAUCCCACCCGGAAAAGAUCCAAGACUCUUUACAAAAAGUCUUGCGACUGGGAGAUGAGGAACUCAUCAAGUUCCUCCAGGAUGUUUUAGACGCUUUGUUCGCCCUUUUUUCAACAGAAGACGGGAAUAGUACCGCUUAUAGUGGUCUAGUUUUCCACGUUUUGGUGUCAAUUUUCAACCUUUUGGAUGGUUCCAAGUACCAACACUUUAAACCAGUUUUGGAUGCUUAUAUUAAGGACCAUUUCGCGGCCGCCCUUGUCUACAAAGGGCUCCUCACAAGUGUGCAACACUGCGCUGAUUGGGUUCUCUCCUUCGAGAAGCAGGAACCAAUCCAAAAGUGCUACAAGAGUCUUGAAUACAUCUUCAAAUUGAUCAUUCAAAGUCGGCUUUUGUUUUCACGCGCCACUUGUGGGCAAUACGAAGAUAGCUUCCGACGGGACUUAUACAGUGUUUUUUCUUCUCUCAAUAAAAUGUUGACUGUGAAUGAUCUUCAUAUAAUCAACACUCAAGUGGCACUUUUAUUAUCGAUUAGUGCGGUUUACGAGCAAUUGAUCGAAGUUUUGCCCACUAUUGAAGUGACAAAGUUGGCUGCGACCCUCCUGGACGCCAUCCCCAAGGACUUACCGGUGCUCCUAGUCCAGGCGAAGUUGUCCUGUAUCAAAAACCUCGUCACGAGCAAAUUAUUCCAAGAUGAUGAGUCUAGAAAUAUUUUACUAGCAAAUGCUUGCAAGCAUUUGCGUGUGCAAUUGCACCGCCGCGAAGAACUCAAACUCUGCACCGACAUUUUGGGCGAAAUCCUCGCCUUCCUCUUCAAACAACGAAGACAGUUUGAAGGCCAAAAAAUCAACAAUUGCAUCCACCACGAUGUUGAAACACUCUGUAUCAACAUUUUGGAUAUUUUAGUCCAGGCGGUGUUGACCACAAUUGAUUUCAAGGAUGUCAAAGACGGGAAAAUUUUGGGCUGUCUUGUGGCUUGUUUGAUCGGGAUUCUGCAACUCUUGGACGAAUAUCACUACAAACGGCUUUGGGAAGUCCUAAUGGCCCCCAACUCGGACCGGAAGCCCCUCAAAGACUUCCUCCUGCGAAUUUUCCUAGUUUUCCGCAACUUGGUCCGUCUGGAAGUCUUCCCCCCUGAUUGGCUUGUCAUGAAAAUGGUGGUGAACAACGUCAUGUUGAAGUCGCUCCAGGAGUUAGCCCAACCUCUCGCUUUCAAGUUUUUGGACUCCCGGAGCGGGUAUUUCGACAAGGAGUUAUGGACCGACUAUUUCAACCUCGCUGUCGACUACUUGACCCAGAAGCCGCUCCAAUUGGAGCACUUCUCCGAAGUGAAACGCGAGAAGAUUAUCGAGAAAUAUGGGGAUAUGAGGGUCUUGAUGGGCUUCCAGAUUUUGUCCAUGUGGUCGCAAUUGGGCGAAUGCAAACUACACUUUAUUCCCUCCAUGGUGGGGCCGUUCCUGAAAGUAACUCUAGUUCCUGAAAUCGAGCUGAGGAAAGCCACCUUGCACAUUUUCUUCGAUAUGAUGGAGUGCGAGCAACGGGCCCGAGGAAAUUUCCGACAAGUAGAGAGCGAACUUAUCGACAAGUUGGAUAUUCUCAUUUCGGAAAAUAAGGGCGAUGAUGAGUACCGCAGACUCUUCAAUACGAUGGAGCAUUUGAGCGCAGUCCUGCUAGAUCGCGUCCAAUCCGAGGAUUUGGCGUGGAAGGAAAGCGGUGCUGCUUUUAUAAGUUCCAUCACGCGGCUUCUGGAACGCCUUCUAGAUUACCGGAGUGUUAUAGAAGGCGAUGAAAACCGUGAUAAGCGCAUGUCGUGCACUUUCAAUCUUUUGAAUUUCUACAAAAACGAGUUCAAUCGCAAAGAAAUGUAUCUCCGCUACAUUUACAAGCUUCACGAUCUUCAUUUGUCUGCGGAAAACUACACUGAGGCUGCUUUUACGAUGAAACUAUAUGCUGAUCAGCUGACUUGGAGUAGUACCACACUGGUGGUAGAUAAUCGUUUUCCGAAUUUUACCGAAUGUCAAGUCAAGGAGAAGUUGUACAGACAGAUUAUCAAUUAUUUUGAUAAGGGGAAGUGUUGGGAGAAGGGGAUUCCCCUGUUGAAGGAGCUGGCAACACUGUACGAAACCCAGUUUUUCGAUUAUAAAGCACUGAGUGAUAUUCUUAAAUACCAAGCGAAAUUUUACGAUAAUAUUUUGACACAGCUCCGUCCAGAACCGGAAUAUUUCAGGGUGGGCUUCUAUGGGCUUAGUUUUCCGCUGUUUGUGAGGAAUAAACAGUUUGUAUAUAGGGGGUUAGAAUACGAACGCAUCGGUGCCUUUACUCAAAGACUUCAAACGGAAUUUCCAUCAGCUCAGAUACUUAUGAAGAACACGCCACCUGACGACUCCAUUGUCAACUCAGAGGGGCAAUUUAUACAAAUUUGUAACGUGAAACCGAUCCCUGAACCGAAUCCAAUCACUUUAGCGACUGACAUACCCGAGAAAAUUUCACGGUUUUACCACUACAACGACGUGAAAAGGUUCCAGUGUGACCGUCCUGUACAUAAAGGAAUUAUAGAUAAGGAGAAUGAGAUUAAGACUUUAUGGAUCGAGCGCAUGACUCUGGAGGUGGAGAGCCCCCUUCCGGGGAUUUUGCGCUGGUUUGAGGUGAUAAAUCGUCACACUGACGAAAUCCCACCUGUCAAAUAUGCGUGUGAGACAAUGCAAUCGGUUGAGCUUGAAUUGAGACAACUAAUAACGACUUAUACGAUCGAACCGAAGAGGAACUUAAAUCCCUUGACGAUGAGAUUACAAGGGAUUAUCGAUGCGAACGUCCAGGGUGGGAUUAGUAAAUACCAACAAGCUUUCUUCACUCAAGAAUUUGCAAAACUUUGUCCCGAACACAUGACUUAUGUUUACACCCUCAAAAACUUGAUUCUAGAUGCCAUGCAAGUGAUUGAGGAAGGGUUAGAGUUACACGGGAGGUUAGCACCGGCCGGGGUUGUCCCCCUCCACCACCGGUUACUGGAGCGUUUUGCACAGUUGAAAGAGAGUUUAGGUGCUUUGAGUAAAAUCAAAAGACAAAUCCCUGAUAGUAUUGUUAAUACCCCCCUCCCCCCAUUACCGAUCGAGAAAAGACUGAUGGUGGUCGAGAACGGAAACCACCGAACCGGAAACUACGAUUACUUAGCCGAGCACCGAACCCUGGAAAGCGACGACAUCUACACCAAACCUAUGGAAAACGAACGGCCACUUCGUGAAAAUCUAACACUGCCGAUGGCGACGACAGCGCCACCUAUACCUCAACGCGAACUCAGACCCAGAUCUCAGGGAUUCACCAAUAAUUUUAGCGAGGCACAGACGCCAACUAGAUUGGAUUACAACACGUCGAGUUUACCGUUGAUGAAGACACGAAAUUCGGACUCUUACGACAUACCACUGCCCCCGAAGCCCACCCAUUCGAGGGAGCGGUCCCUCACGAAGCCCCCUUCGCCGAGGCUCUUGAGGCAUGCCUCCAUGACCCCCACGGAUGGGUUGUCGCCUUUGAGGAACUCCUGGUCGGACUCGGGGGUCGAGGAGGCGCCCCCGCUGCCGCCACGGUCGCACACACCGGACAAGCGCCUAGCCUUGGGCGAGACGCCCCCAAACAUCCCCAAACGCGGCCAGAAGAAGUCCAGCUCAUUGGUGGGCCCCGAAGGCUUCGCCCCCGCCGACUGCGAGUUGACGCCCGACAGUUUGCGCGAUUCGGGUAUAAGCAUGUCGGAGAAUUCGAAUUUGAAUAAUUUGAACAACACUUGUUAUGAAGAUUUCGAUUUGAAGGGCCACCAACAGGAGAUGAACAUCAGUGGUAGUCCGUUCGAGGAGAGCCCCAAGUUGGAGAAUCCGCCCCCGAUUCCCCCCAAAUCCAGUGUGAGCUUGAAUUCGAGUCUGGAGGUGGAGGGAGCCACCCCCGAGAGCGACAAGGAGAAAACCCCUUCGUAAUUUCAAUGUUGUGAUUGUAAACGUAGUCAGGGCAGUUGUGAGAGCAGUAUUAGAGUCCCCAGUUUUUAUUUAUUCAUUCCAGGAGAAAUAUGUCACUUGUUUCGAGUAUUUUAAUCGAUAGGUGUUAGGUUUUAGUGUCUCAUUGUGUCAUUUUCUUGUGCCAAAGUAGGCCGUUAUAUCAAGCAGGUUCAUGGACCAAUCGGAACUAAUGGACCGAUUCACUCACUCAUCAUCCACAUCGAAAUUUUUUACAUAAUGGUGCUAAUUUUUUUAUCUAUUCUACGUAUCAUAUAUCCGUUCAAUUGGUUGUAUUUGUCAUUUUAACCAUCGGACUAGUCAUAAAAAUGAUAUUUAUAAUUAUAUUUUAUAUCUACAUAUAAAGUAUUGUAUUUUCCCAUUCAUAACGAUCAUCUAGUUUAGAAUUACUGUAGCUGAAAUAAAGCGGAAAAUAGCA